UUGGAACGUUGAGGCCGCCGAGCGUUCCAUCGCGCGGAACGUUCAGGCUGCCGGCGUUCCAUCAGUCCGGGGCAGCGGCAACCGAUCUUGCAAAGGGUUCAGCCCCGAGGGGGCGGGAGAUUUAUUUAAUUUAUUUAUUUCGAGGGGACGGACGACACAGGAUCCUCCUCCUCCUCCCUCUCGACUUCCCUGCACCCCACAUUGACGCUCCUACCGGCUCAGGGGGAGGGAAGGGCCGGCCGCUGCAGAAGGCGGCCCACCGCCCGCCCCUUCCAUCACUCUCUCACUAUCUCUCCCGCCCGACGACGACGACGGCGGCAGCUCCACCUUCUCUUUCGCCGCCGCCGCCGCCGCCGCCCGGCCUGCUGUUGACAAACACGGCGUUCGAGGCGGGCGUCCCGUUGGCGAGCGCCUCUUCUGUCUCCGGAGCAGAUCCCCGGAGCGCCUGGGCGGCCGGCAGGCGGGGAAAGGCUCGCGGGGAGCCGGGGAAGGGAUGUGGCAGACGCUGGCCCUCGGAGCUCUCUUCUUCCCGGGGCUUUUCGCAGUCUCCGUCCGCAGCCUGCGCUGGCUGGCGCCGGCAUGGAGCCUCAAGGACCGGAUCGUCCUCAGCGGCAGGCUGGUGUCGUCUGUCCAGGCCAUGAUGGCCACUCUUUCCGGGAUCAUUGUCAUCUUCAGCUGCGAGGACGUCGUGCACGACAGACACUGGAUUGCGCGUGAGUACAUGUGGGUUGUGGUCUCCUACAUGGCCUACGACAUCUACGUCAUGUACCUCUGCCACUGGCACAAGUGCGAGGAGAAAGGGGAGGCGCACCCAAAGUAUUCUCUGGCCAGCGUCAACAGCUUCCUGCAGAGAGAAAGGCUGAUGGUCACACACCACCUUUUCAUCCUCAUCGUCCUCACGCCAGUGGCUACGCACUUCAGAGGUGAGCUGGGAGACUUCUUCGUCGGCUGCAUCUACACGGCUGAGCUGAGCACCCCCUUUGUAUCGUUGGGCAAGAUCCUGUUGCAGCUGAAAAUGCAGGAUUCGGCCUUGCACAAAGUCAACGGCGUCCUCGUCCUGGUGACCUUCUUCCUGUGCCGCAUUGUCCUCUUCCCCUUCAUGUACUGGGCCUACGGUCGCCAGGCCGGCCUCCCCAUCUACAAAGUGCCUUUCCACAUCCCCCUCCACUGCAACGUGGCCAACGCCCUGCUCAUCGCCCCUCAGCUCUACUGGUUCGCCCUCAUCUGCCGCAAGGCCCUGCGGCUGUACAGAGCCCCGCCGGCCCCGGACCGAGCCCGAUAAUGGCGGCCUGAGACCUGCUCCCUGUCGGCUGGGUCCUGCCCGCCCCGACUUUCUGCGCCAGCCUCUGGGGAGAGACCUCUCAGUCGGGACGCCGUGGGCUUUGCCCAGGAGUGACAGGCGACGCUACCUCUGCAGGUGGCCCCUGGGUGAAAUCCGGUUGCCAUACGGUGCCAACAAAGGCCGGAUUGCUUUUUGUUUUGAUCUGUUCUGAGGAGUCUACUGCCAGAAGAUUGCUGCUGGAUCCGGCCACCCACACACCUCGCCCAGCACCCCGUUCUCACAUUCGCACCCGCCAAGGUGCUCAAAAUAGGCCGGGACUCCUGGAAGCUGCUUCCAGUUUGCAGGAUGGGGGCAGUGUGCCAGGAUCCGGCCCCCUGCCAGCGCUGGCCUCUCUUGUGACAAAAGGGCGUGCAGAGAGGGGGCACUGGGUAGGCCGCCUGUAGGUUUCUCGGUGGUUUCUGUGAAAUGGAGGGUUUAUUGCUUCCCAAGUCAUGCUCUGAAUAGGAGCAAGAAAACGAUUCCCUCCCCCCCCCCAAUUAUACUGCUGAAGUGAAGAAGGCGGGGGGGGGCAGAUAACCCAGAGUACAUUUUCCGCAGGGGAGGACUGUGAACUUUUUCGCCCCAGGAUUCGAAUCGUGGGCUUGGGACCCAAGCGCCGGUUUGGGAAAAUCAAGCUGUCUUUCCACCCACUCCCCAAGCUGUAAAAAUGGGGUGUGGAGGGUAUGGAUUCUAUGCUGGGGAAGAAAAUGGGGCAUUGGGCAGUCUGGUCAUCAUAUUCGGGGGGGGGGGGAAUGACCAGGCAGCUGGAGGUCUCGGGGCCAAAUCAAAUGUGUUGGUUUUUCUUUGUCCUGCCUGUAAAACGAGUAUUUUUGUCGAGACCCUGCAGGGGUCGGCCUAAAAUCUCCGCGCCAGCAACGCCAGCGUCACACAGGGGUAAAGCUUCCCCACGCAAUUCGCACCCGGCUCCCCGUUGACGGUGGCCCUCUGUUUGGAGCACAAGAAGUCUGCCGCAAGUGGAGCUUGGGUCUAACCCAGGUCUAGUUCAGCUGGUAGAACAUGAGACUCUUAAUCUCAGAGUCGGGGGUUCAAGCCCUGCCCCACCUUGGGCAAAAAAAAUCCUGCAUUGCACGGGGUUCGACUAGAUGACCCUUGUUGUCCCUUCCAGAUCGACAAUUCUAUGAAAAGCCGUGGCCUGCCAGAUGGGGCUGGACUACAACUCCCAUCAUUCCCCUGGCCAUUGACCACGAUGGCUUCUGAGAUUUGGAGUCCAGCAGCGUUUGAUUCCUCCAUCACUGGUGCAAUCCAUUUUCUUACAGGGGUGUUCCCCCCCCCCAAUCACUUCUUGUGCCCAUUUUCUUUCUGGUCAAGCUGGUCUUUUUUCUACCUCCUUGUUUAUGUCUGAUCUUUCCGGAACGCCUUUGCAAGUACCACGUUGGAGCCGCCUUUGGAUCGAUGCGGCUACAACUUCUCCUUAACACACCGGCGUCUCCUCUGAGGUUGUGGUGCUCUCCAGAGGUCCCCAAACUUCAUCAGAAGCGCCUUUCACUUCAUCAGAAGUGGCUUUUUACUGCCUCCAACAGUAUUGGGACACCACAGCCAGCCUGCCUAGCCGCCAGCGAUAAGCUUCAUCCUCCACAACUGUGCCUCAUCCCCUUUUAAAAACAACCAAGAUGGCCGCCCUCACGACAACUUAGGGGAGCAAAUUCCAUAUCGGCGCUGGACAAAAUUUUUUUCGCUCCGUUUCCCAGCUCUCAGCGUCAUUAGAUGUCCCCAUUGGAUUCUAGUGCAGUGGUACCUCAGGUUAAGUACUUAAUUUGUUCCGGAGGUCCGUUCUUAACCUGAGGCACCACUUUAGCUAAUGGGGCCUCCCGC
Messenger RNA from Podarcis muralis (Common wall lizard), 3154 nucleotides. NCBI's taxonomy places the organism in Eukaryota, Metazoa, Chordata, Lepidosauria, Squamata, Lacertidae. The record is from RefSeq and is a predicted model, not a curated record.